UAGUAACGCCUCUUCCGGCGCUGAUUGGUUGUUGCUUUGACCCGCCCACACGUCGCACGCUCCCCCUACCGCGCGUGCGCGCUGUCAGUACGGAGCCUCAGAAUGGCGGACGACGAGGCUUUGGGAUUCGAACACAUGGGAUUGGAUCCCCGGCUCUUGCAGGCCGUGACGGACCUGGGCUGGUCGCGGCCCACGCUGAUCCAGGAGAAGGCCAUCCCGCUGGCCCUGGAGGGGAAGGACCUGCUGGCCCGCGCCCGCACCGGCUCGGGGAAGACGGCCGCCUACGCGGUUCCCAUGCUGCAGCUGCUGCUCCAGAGGAAGGCGACCGGCCCGGUGGUGGAGCAGGCUGUGCGCGGCCUUGUCCUCGUGCCCACCAAGGAGCUGGCGCGGCAGGCCCAGGCCAUGAUCCAGCAGCUGGCUGCCUACUGCGCCCGAGACAUCCGGGUGGCCAAUGUGUCAGCCGCUGAAGACUCGGCCUCUCAGAGAGCUGUGCUGAUGGAGAAGCCUGACAUCGUGGUGGGGACCCCGUCGCGCAUAUUAAACCACUUGCAGCAAGACAGCUUGAAGCUGCGGGACUCCCUCGAGCUGCUGGUGAUGGACGAAGCCGACCUCCUCUUCUCCUUUGGCUUCGAGGAGGAGCUCAAGAGUCUCCUCUGUCACUUGCCCCGGAUUUAUCAGGCUUUUCUGAUGUCGGCUACCUUUAACGAGGAUGUGCAAACACUCAAGGAGCUGGUCCUGCAUAACCCAGUUACCCUCAAGUUGCAAGAGUCCCAGCUGCCAGGGCCAGAGCAGCUCCAGCAGUUCCAGGUGGUCUGUGGCACGGAGGAAGACAAGUUCCUGCUGCUAUACGCCCUGCUCAAGCUGUCGCUGAUUCGGGGCAAGUCCCUGCUCUUUGUCAACACUCUGGAGCGCGGCUACCGGCUGCGCCUGUUCCUGGAGCAGUUCAGCAUCCCCGCCUGCGUGCUCAAUGGGGAGCUGCCCCUGCGCUCCAGGUGCCACAUCAUCUCGCAGUUUAACCAAGGCUUCUACGACUGCGUCAUAGCGACUGAUGCGGAAGUCCUGGGUGCCCCGGUCAAAGGCAAGCGCCAGGGCAAAGGGCCCAAGGGGAACAGGGCCUCUGACCCGGAGGCGGGGGUGGCCCGGGGCAUAGACUUCCACCACGUGUGUGCCGUGCUCAACUUCGACCUCCCCCCCACCCCUGAGGCCUACAUCCAUCGAGCUGGCAGGACGGCACGUGCCAACAACCCAGGUGUAGUCUUGACCUUUGUGUUGCCCACGGAGCAGUCCCAGCUGGGGAGGAUUGAGGAGCUUCUCGGUGGAGAGAACGGGGCCCCCGCCCUGCUGCCCUACCAGUUCCGCAUGGAGGAAAUCGAGGGCUUCCGCUACCGCUGCAGGGACGCCAUGCGCUCGGUGACGAAACAAGCCAUCCGGGAAGCAAGGCUGAAGGAGAUCAAGGAGGAGCUCCUGCACUCGGAGAGGCUGAAGACGUACUUUGAAGACAACCCCAGGGACCUCCAGCUGCUGCGCCAUGACCUGCCCCUGCACCCUGCCGUGGUCAAGCCUCACCUGGGCCACGUCCCUGACUACCUGGUUCCUCCUGCUCUUCGCGGCCUGGUUCACCCUCACAAGAAGCGGAAGAAGCCGUCCUCUAAGAAGGUCAAGAAGGUGAAGGCCCAGAACCCACUGCGCAGCUUCAAGCACAGAGGAGUGAAGCACAGACCCAGGGCGGUGCCCUCCUGAGGUCGUCCAGGCGGCCUCAGCUAUCUUCCUGGCCUCGUGGGGCUGAGCACAGCGGGAAAGUAGAGUUCCCCCUCGACAGAGGGGCUGAUUCCCGCCCUGGACGAAUGCACUAGGCUCUGGAGCAGGCAGACUAUGGCCUCCCGAUCCGUGGCACUGCCAGGCCGCAUUUUGUGCCUUAAAGACAGAAUAAAGGUUCUGGCUGCCUCCG
Messenger RNA from Myotis myotis, 1948 nucleotides. It is a transcript of the gene DDX56, whose product is annotated as DEAD-box helicase 56. Gene Ontology annotation, molecular function: nucleic acid binding; ATP binding; RNA helicase activity. Bases 103 to 1740 code for a protein of 545 amino acids. The record is from RefSeq and is a predicted model, not a curated record. Lineage: Eukaryota; Metazoa; Chordata; Mammalia; Chiroptera; Vespertilionidae. The transcript is spliced from 14 exons. Gene Ontology annotation, cellular component: nucleolus.